AAAUAACACUGCCAAUAAUAAACAAAAAUCACCAACCACGUUUUGACAGUUGUUUAUUUUCUGAAUUUUAAAAUACACCGAAAAUUUUGAUUAAAAAAAAUGGUUAUCGUUAAUUCAUUUAAUCAACCUGAAUCAACAAUUCGUUUACAACAAGCCGAUGUGAGAGCAGUAUUGGAUAAAAAAGAUCUUGGUUUAGGAACGUUAUUUAUUUCUGACAGCACGUUAUCUUGGCAGGAAAAAGAUGAUAAAGGUUUUUCGAUCGAUUUUCCGGAUAUUUCUCUGCAUGCAAUAUCCAGGGAUAGAAAUUUACACCCUCGUGAUUCAAUUUAUAUUAUAGUAGAUUCUCAUUUUUGCCUGCAAGGUGAUGAUGUACAGCCACAAAAUGGAAACGGUGAUGAGGGAGAUAGUGAAGCUUCAGAAGCUGAUAUUUCUGAGUUAAUUUUGGAACCACAAAACCCAUUAACCAUACCAGCUUUAUAUGAAACAUUAAAAAUUUGUCAGGAGUUAAAUCCAGAUCCUGCAGAUGUUGAUGAUGAGGAUGAUGAUGAUCUCUAUGCAGAUGCAGAAAUGGACGAAGAUGAAUAUGUUAUCAGAGAAAAUAGAGGGGCUGGAGAUCAAGAUGUCAAUGAUUUAUCAAGGAGACUGCAAAAUAACUCAGUUAACAUACAGUAUGAUGCAGGUGAUGACAACCAGGAUGAGGAAUAUGAGGAUGCUGAUUAAAACCAAAUGCUUAAUUUAAAAUUUUUGUAUUAAUCUUUAAGUUUUUUAAAAUAAAAUUUUAAUUAUAA
Molecule: messenger RNA, 788 nt
Organism: Brassicogethes aeneus
Lineage: Eukaryota; Metazoa; Arthropoda; Insecta; Coleoptera; Nitidulidae
Source: the annotation of a GenBank genome assembly